AUGACUGAAGAAUUUAUUAAACCAAUUCAUAUUGCAUAUAUUGGUGGUAAAUAUGUUUAUAUACCAUUCAAUGAUGUUAUAGAAUCAUUACAAGUUUCUUUAAGAAGUAUUUCAAAUGAAAAACCUUCAACAGGAACAUAUAAUAUUAGAUCUGCACAAUUACAAACAAUAUUUGAUAAUUUUUAUUCAACAACACUUUCAUCAUAUUCUCCAAAUAAUCAACUUUAUUUUGCUUAUCGUUUUUUGGCAUUAGGAACAAUUGAAGAAAAGAAAAUAGGAACAAUGGUAAUAACAAAAAUACUUGAUGAAAUUACAAUUAAUCAUAUUCCAGACUUUGAACGUAUUUUUGAUAAUGAUAUUACAACAUGGGAAAUUUGUGAUUCUUUUUCUUUGAGAGUACUUGGUCCUUUAAUUAAAAAAAGUGAUGAAUUUGCAACAAAAAUUUCACAAUGGAAAGAUUCUGGUAAAGUUUGGCGUAUGAGAGCUUCUUGUGUUACUUUUGUAUCUUUAGUUAAAGUUGGUGCAAUGACAGAUUUAUCUUUUGAUAUUUGUGCUGCUUGUAUUAAAAGUAGUGAACGAUUUGUACAAUUAGGUGUUGGAUGUUUAUUAAGAGAAAUGUCAUUAAUGUAUAGUGAUAGAGUAGUUCAAUUUAUUACUGAUAAUUAUCGUUAUUUUAGUAGAGAAGGAUUACGUUAUUCUAUUGAUAAACUCAAUUCAGUUACAAGAAAACAAAUUUUAGUGUUAGGAAAAAAUAGAAAAUCAAAAAGUUCAAAUUCACAAUCAAAAGUUAUUCAACCAUCAACAAAUACUAAUCCUCUCAUUGAAUCUUCAAUAAAAAUUAAUCAAAUUCCUGUACAACCUAUUCCUAAUUAUACAUAUCCUCAACCUGUUUAUCUAGUAAAAUAUUAUGAUGGAAUGUAUGAUGUUCCACUUAAUGCACAAAUACCAGAUCAACAAAUUAAUACAACAACACCAACAACUUGUCAAGGAAUUCAAUCAAAUCAAUCACCAACAAUAUCUAUUCAAAAUACAGUAUCACAUCCAUCUAAUUAA
Messenger RNA from Entamoeba dispar SAW760, 1053 nucleotides. RefSeq lists its product as uncharacterized. Lineage: Eukaryota; Evosea; Mastigamoebida; Endamoebidae. Bases 1 to 1053 code for a protein of 350 amino acids. The record is from RefSeq and is a predicted model, not a curated record. The transcript has a single exon.